Molecule: messenger RNA, 5671 nt
Organism: Epinephelus lanceolatus (giant grouper)
Lineage: Eukaryota; Metazoa; Chordata; Actinopteri; Perciformes; Serranidae
Gene: slc6a11b
Product: solute carrier family 6 member 11b
Biological process (GO): amino acid transport; nitrogen compound transport; sodium ion transmembrane transport
Cellular component (GO): plasma membrane; cell projection
Molecular function (GO): gamma-aminobutyric acid:sodium:chloride symporter activity
Source: RefSeq, a predicted model, not a curated record
AACUAGAGGCGCUUGAGAGUGGACCGCUUGGAGGGUGGGAGCGCAGUCGCAGGUUAUCCAUCGCCUGGUGCAAGAUCUACCGUCACUCUGCCACGUCUGGGAUCUUCCUUUAUAUAGACGGGAGACUCAACAAAACCACUUUCCUCAACGCGGACCCAGAUUGUUCUCAUUUUUCUCUUUUGCCCCCCUCUCUCCUUUUUUUCCACCCCCCUGAUCAGGCUUAACCACCCUGUGUUUUGUAAAGGCAAUUGUUAGUGCGCAUCAUCGCGGGAGCCAAAAGGAGGUUUGCCACUUCUUCCAUAGGAGACUGCGGGCUGCUGGAGCGUCAUGACAGCUGAGAAGAGCGGGCCUGUUAUAAACGGUAAACCAGAGGAUGGCAGAGACCCGGAAGGGUCCAGCUCCAGCCUAGACAACAGGGAGUACAAUGAGAGGGGCCAAUGGAACAACAAGAUCGAAUUUGUCCUGUCUGUGGCUGGAGAGAUCAUCGGGUUGGGCAACGUCUGGAGGUUUCCUUACCUCUGCUACAAGAAUGGAGGAGGUGCGUUCUUCGUUCCGUAUGUCAUCUUCUUCGUGUGCUGCGGUAUCCCGGUGUUUUUCCUGGAGACUGCCCUGGGUCAGUUCACCAGUGAGGGAGGCAUCACCUGCUGGAGGAAAGUCUGCCCGCUCUUCGAGGGUAUUGGCUAUGCAACGCAGGUGAUUGAAGCUCAUCUAAACGUGUACUAUGUAGUGAUCCUCGCCUGGGCCAUCUUCUACCUCUUCAACUGCUUCACCACUGAGCUGCCGUGGGCUGGCUGUGGGCACUACUGGAACACAGAGAACUGUGUCGACUACUACGGAGAAAAUGCCACCAACAUUACAAACCCCAAUGCCACCUCUCCAGUCAUCGAGUUCUGGGAACGCAGAGUCCUGAAGAUAUCAGAUGGUAUCGAGCACAUGGGUGGAAUGCGCUGGGAGCUGGCCAUGUGUCUGGCCCUGGCCUGGUUCAUCUGCUACUUCUGCAUCUGGAAGGGACCCAAGUCGACUGGCAAGGUUGUGUAUGUGACAGCAACAUUUCCAUACUUCAUGUUGUUGAUCCUGCUGAUCCGAGGAGUGACGCUGCCAGGAGCAUUUGAUGGCAUCAAGUUCUACCUCUACCCAGACAUAUCACGUCUCUCUGACCCUCAGGUGUGGGUUGACGCUGGAACCCAAAUCUUCUUCUCUUAUGCCAUCUGUUUGGGCUGUCUCACUGCUCUGGGAAGUUACAAUGCCUACAACAAUAACUGUUACAGGGACUGCAUCAUGCUGUGUUGUCUGAACAGCGGCACCAGCUUUGUAGCAGGUUUUGCUAUCUUCUCUGUGCUGGGCUUCAUGGCCUACGAGCAAAACGUUCCCAUCGAAGCUGUUGCAGAAUCUGGUCCUGGUCUUGCAUUUAUUGCAUACCCCAAGGCUGUUACUAUGAUGCCUUUGUCUCCACUUUGGGCCUGUCUGUUCUUCAUGAUGCUCAUCUUCCUUGGUCUGGACAGUCAGUUUGUGUGUGUGGAGAGUUUGGUGACAGCCGUGGUGGACAUGUACCCAGAGACCUUCAGGAGAGGCUACCGCAGAGAGCUGCUGAUUCUGGGCAUGUCUAUAGUCUCCUUCUUCAUAGGACUCAUCAUGUGUACAGAGGGAGGGAUGUACGUCUUCCAGCUGUUUGACUCCUACGCUGCCAGCGGGAUGUGUUUACUGUUUGUGGCCAUAUUUGAGUCCAUAUGUAUCGGCUGGGUGUAUGGUAGUGACAGAUUCUACCUAAAUAUUGAGGACAUGAUUGGCUACAAACCUGUCUUCUUCAUCAAGUGGUGCUGGAUGAUCCUGACCCCGGGCAUCUGUGCUGGAAUUUUCCUGUUCUUCCUGAUUAAAUACAAACCGCUGAAGUACAACAACAUUUACACCUAUCCUGACUGGGGCUAUGGUAUCGGCUGGUUCAUGGCCAUGUCCUCGAUGGUCUGCAUCCCUUUUGGGAUUAUUUGGAUGAUCUGGAAGACUCCUGGCACCUUCACUGAGAGGAUGAAGAAGUUGACAACUCCCAGUCCAGACCUGAAAAUGAGAGGGAAGCUCUCCGCCCUCAGUCCUUACGCUGCCAACGACGCAAAACUCAAGGUUGAUGGGAAAAUAUCCACCAUCUCAGAGAAGGAGACGCAUUUCUAACCGACUGCCUGACCGCCAGACCGAGCUGCCUGCUGUCUUCACAAUAAGUGCAACGAAUGAAAACCACAGCAAACAACAACAACAACAUCAUCCACCACCACACAAAACAGGAAAUGAAACAAAUGACUCGGGAGUGUUAUUUUUGUUUUGUAUAAAAAAAAGGAGAAAAAAAAGGAAAUGCUAUCACAUGAUUCGUAGUCUGCUUCUGUUUUGCACAAACUUUGAUAACACAUUUUCUUUUUUCAGUUAACACCGUGACUAAAGAUGCUGUUUUUUUCUUUUCUAACAGUUAAUUUUUUAAAGAAAUCUGUCUGAUGACAUAUAUGGUUAAAACUUGUCCUGGUACCUUGUCAGUACUGGUCACACUAGUGUUUGGGCCUGUAGAACAAUACCAGUGUGCUGUGUUGUAAAAGACUUACACUGUACAUUUAUUGGCAAAGUGCUGUGCCUCUUUAUUAGGUACUAGGUACCCAAAUGUGACUAUCUAAGAUGUAGCAGCGUGGGGACCAUUCUACAUAGUUUUAUGUCUUAAGAGGAUACUGCAGUAUUUGUUAGUGCUGAUGCUAUAGGAGGGCAAACCCUGAACACCCCUGCAAGUAAAACUUUGAGUUGUGUAUAUAUAUCUAGAUGUACCAUCAAAUUCUUGGAUGUUAUCUUAACCAGCUGUGACUGUGAGGUAGUGAUUUGUACUUACUUGAAUUCAACGUUGUUGCUAAGCAACAUAAGAAAAAACUCUGCUCACUAGAUGUAAUGAAUGAUGUUAUUAGGCUUUUGAUCAUCACGUUAGUAUAUAUUAUAGGGCUUUGCUGAUUUCCACGGCACUGCUCUCAUUCCUAGGUCAUCAAAUACUGACACUUUGUCACGCCCCUCAGCAUCUCAUAGCCAUGCACAGGGCACCGUCUCUGUGUGAUGCACAGCUGAAACCAUAGACUGUAUGUAAAGAUGGACAGUGCAUCUCCACUUCGCUCCACUGUACAAAAAUGAAGCCAAAACAUCCUGGAUAUGGCCGCUGCCCUCAAGCACUGGUGACAUAAUUUGAGGCCAGACUCUCCGCAGUGGUCAAAUCUGCUGGUAUUGAGUUCCCACCCAUUUGCGAGCAGCAGCAUUGAUAGCAAGCAUACCGAUUGGCACACACAGCUAUCAAUCAUGACCUCAAUCCCCCCCCUUUUUUUAAAAAUCAAAUUACUAGUUAUAACCAAACGUAUCAGAAAAACAAACACUUGAACAUACAUCAGUGUCAUAAGAAUUACCUAAAAUAACAGAAAGCAUCCUUGGGAAAAAUGUAUUUGACGUGCACUUUGAGUUUUUGGUUUGGCCUAUGUCCAAUCUGCUAACAUGGAAGGGGUGGGAUUUAUGACCUAUACUGCAACCAGCCACCGGGGGCAAUCAGGAUGUUUUGGCUUCGCUGUUGGGGAGCUGUCAUGUCAUCCUUUUUAUACAGUCUAUAGCUGAAACAUGAGGCUAAUGUGAAACUGUUGUGGUGAGGUUUGAAAAAACAGAUCAUACUUUGGGCUUAAAUAAGUUUUUCUUGACAGUAACGUAACGUGACAUAAGUACGUCAUGUAAGUGACAUCCGUGUGCGACAGUGGUACAUAAAUAAUGUCACAUUAUGUCACAUGGGACACGUUGUCUCUUUUUGUUUGACUCAUCCACCUCCUACCCAACGUGGACUUUCUCGCGUUUUAUAUGACAUCAUUUACUCUCAGCGACAAACACUGCCAUGAAUAAGUUUAAACUGGAGUUAGCUGAAAGCCCAAUACAUGUCGUAAUGAAGCUGAAGGGUGCCUUAAGCGUCAGUAUUGCAUGACGAGGGGUGCGACUAUAGAUUGUCUAUCAAGAUAAACAAUGGAUCUCCAUUUCCUCCCGGUGUACAAAAAUGAAGCCAAAUAUCCCUGCAUGUGCUGGUGACAUCAUUUGGAGCCAGAGUGGAAAUGGAGCUGUCAUCCUGUAGUGCAGCCAGCCACCAGGGGCUGAUUGAGAUGUUUUGGCUUCACUUUUGGGGAGCUGUCAUGUCGUCCAUCUUUAUGUACAGUCUAUGGGUGUGAUGAAACCUGUACUUGAUGACCCAGGGAUGAGAACAGUCUGAAGGUUUACAGUAAUAUUGAAGGGCAAAUAAACAGUCAAACCUGUAAAACCAUUCUCCUCAGUUUUAGAAAUCUUCAAUUUUACACGUCUUGUUUUCGACAUGGCUUCAAAUAGUGAGUGACUUGCAGGCUGAGUCUAGAAACACACCUCUCCCUCCUCUAGCUGCCCUCCUAUAAGUCGUGGGUAUCCGUCAUUUCACAGCAAUUAUGCUGAGCCUAACUCAGAGUGACAGACAGAUGUGCUUCCACCCCUGCAUUUUUAUUUCCUGUUCCGCCUGUAGAAGAGAAGAUGAACGCCCAUCAGAUGAGCAUUUCAAAACCCAUCUGUCUUCUUAUCCCCCCCUUCUUUCUAGUCUUUCCCUCUUGUCCCCCUCUUUCCUUUCUCCCGCUGUCCUUCCCUCUCAUUCUCAACCUCGGCUUGUCCGCCUCUUUCAAUGUUUUUCCGCUUCUGUCUUUGGCGUCUCUUCAUCACGUGGAGGGCUUGUGCAAUGACACGGGCCUUGUAUGAAACUGUGAUGCUGCUGGAUGCUUUGUAUUUCGUCACAGACAGCGACAGUCUUGCUGUUGAUUAGCGUUUCUGUGACCUGUCUUAGACCUUACUGAGAAAUAGACAUCUUUUAAUUUUGCUGUCUGAGCCGCUGCAGGGGUAAAAGCACCGUCUCCUCCUGUCAUCUCUUUAAUUGUGGUAAGACUCAGUGAGCUGGUCUCAUUGUUCAGAUCGAUCUCAGUCCCUCGCAGCCUCGUCCUAUCACUCCGAGCUGUCCUACCUCCCUUCCUUGCUUUGUCCAACUUUCCCACCUCUUGUCCUUUCUUCCCUCUGUCCUUUGUUUCCUGAUGAAAAUGCAAUCAGAGGAGAGUGUCUGAGGGGAUGAAACUCAAAUUUCUCUCUACAGUUUUUCAGGAGGAGGCAAAGAAAGCAGGGGAAGAAAUUAGGAAACGAUGAGCCGAGGAAGUGUGCGAUCGAGUAGGAAGUGAGGGAAACCGAGGAAGUGUUCAGCGACUGAAGCCCCUCCUGUCUAAGCUGUGACAUCCUCUUAAACACGUGAUUGGUCCCACUGGUGUGGUUGCAUUAUGACAUUAUCACCUCCUCACUGAUGUUUGUGCAAGUUAAUAGUCGUGUGCAUCGGAAAAGUAUAGCCUGCUGUUUAACACUGAUCGUGUCGAUGUAUAUUUUUACAUCUCUUUCUAAAAAAAAUCUGUGGUCUAUUUCUUGACAUGAACGAUGUUUUAAAAGAAUUGCUGUAUUAAAAAGAAUACGUCCUUUGUUUUGACUUUUGAUAUGUCGUUCAAAAGAUCUUGUUAUAGAAAUAUAAUGGAAGACGUUUUACUGUUCUGUACUGUUCUACACACAUUUUGGUAUUCACAGGACACAUGAACUGUCUGCUUACUCAUUUUUAAGAAUAAAUAUUAUGAAGGAAAACAGA